Prinia subflava (tawny-flanked prinia) is the source of this 3180-nucleotide messenger RNA. Its product is annotated as protein eva-1 homolog C-like. The record is from RefSeq and is a predicted model, not a curated record. Gene Ontology annotation, molecular function: carbohydrate binding. The transcript is spliced from 8 exons. Bases 339 to 1589 code for a protein of 416 amino acids. Lineage: Eukaryota; Metazoa; Chordata; Aves; Passeriformes; Cisticolidae.
GGGGCACUUUGGAAACCUUUCCAAGUCCUGUUCCUCUGCUCAGGGGGAACAGAGGUGGGAGGGAAGGGGCUGCCAGUUUCUCUGCCAGCAAUGGGAUGCCAAGGCAUGGCUCACCUGUAAGAGGGUGCCCUGGGGGAAGUGUUUGUAUGCUGACAGUGAGCCAGCUAUCCCGAGCAGCCUCUGGCCCUGCGUAGCAGGCUAAGAGUGCACAUGUGCCCGCCCAGCCUCGGGACUUUGGCAGAGCAGAGAAGAGAACCAUUGUCCCUGCCCCACAGGCACUGCCCGCCACCGCGACCUCGGCUGGUACAGACUGCCGGGUGGGACACAGUGGCUGUGCCAUGGCCGGAAUGCUCUGGCCAGCAGUAACCGUGGUCCUGCUCUCCUUUGCUGUGUGUCUGGAGGCCAGCCCGGAGCUGUCCGGGUACCUGCGCAAGGUGCUGAGGAACCACACUGCCCACACCUGUGAUGGAGAGCAGCUCCUCAUCGUCUGCCCUCGCAAAACCACCAUCAGCAUCCUCGGGGCCUUCUAUGGGCGUCGAGUGUCCAGCACCCACCUCUGCCCCAGCCCUGACAAUGCCUCCCAGGAGAGCACCGAAUGCACAUCUCCCACUGCCUACCUGAAGCUGCUGGCUGAGUGUCAGGACCAGCAGUGGUGUCAGUUCUCGGUGCACAGCCAGGUCUUUGGGCCAGACCCAUGCCCUGGGACACACAAGUAUCUCAUCGCUUCUUACAAGUGCCGGCCAGGGAACCAUCGGAUCAAGACCGUGUGCGAGAAUGACAAGCUCAGGCUGCAGUGUCGACCAAAAUCCAUCCUGGCCAUUUAUUCUGCAAGUUAUGGACGAUUCCUGCAGGGCAAAGCAGAGUGUGAUGCCUUGAACACUGGAGGACCUCAUAUAGAGUGUGUGGCUCCAGACGCUCUGCGCAGGGUCUCCAAGAAGUGCCACCGCAAGGGGAAUUGCACCGUGGCUGCUGAUAAGGCCACCUUCGGAGACCCAUGCCUCCCGGGCAUGAAGAAGCAGUUGCGAGUCUCUUACACCUGUGUGCCCAAGCAGCUGCUGGAGGAGGUGGGCCCUGACACCUCAGACCCCUUCCUGCUCUCGGACUACAUGCACGGUGGCUGGUACAAAGGGCCCAGGUUCUCCAGGCUCCAAGAAGACCGCAUGAUUUUUACUAGCUCUCUGGCAGCUUUUGCCCACCUUUGGGAUGUCCCAGAGAAAGUUGCCCUCUACUUUCUUUGUGGAGUCUCAGGAGGCCUCAUGCUGCUGCUGUGCAUCAUCAGCCCCAAAACGACCUUUCUCCAGGAGGUGGGGGAGGCUCUCAAAGACCCAGAGCUGGGGAGCAGCUUGAAGCUGGGCCGGACCAAGCUGCGGGAUGAGCAGGAUGAAGACAUUGCUGAUGACAGCUCCUCAGACUCCUCCUUCCGCCGCCUUACCAACACAUACCGGGCCACUGACAGCAUCUUCAGCCCUGAGCUGACGGCAGCUAUGGAGGGAGCAGUGGAGCACCAGGGCCGCAGUGGGGAGGAGAUCUGGAUGCCCAAGGAGUCAAGCCCAUAUGCCAUACACAAGAUCAAAUCAGCCACCAAAUAAGAACUGGAAGAAAACAGCAUGGAGAGCAGAGGGGUGCAGGCUCAGUGGGAUCUGACAUCAAAGAGACAUAAGAGUUUGGGCUCCUUGAGGUGACUGGACAUCCCAAGAAGCAGCGGGAUCAGCUCCAGUGUGUCCAUCAACCCACUGCUCCACCAGCAUGGAAACCUCUGACCUGGGGGUGACAUGCAGUCCUGCGGUGUGAUGAGGGGCUAUGUAAUGGUUCUGUGGGCCAUGGGCUCCUGUGCCACAGACACCACUAACCCUAACUAACCUCCUAGUUCUCAGCUUGCAUUGUCUGUCUCUAGAAUUUAACCCUGAUUAGCUGUGCCAAGCACACCCUGAGCCCUUUGCGGCUGUUUGCUCCUACUUCUCCUUGGAUACUGGCUUCCACUCCUGGUGCUGCAAACACGUCCUGCACUCGAGCACUGUGCCAGUGGUGGAGAGGCAGGAAUGGCCAGGACACAGGAAGAGGCAGGUGGAGUGGGUGUACAAGCACAGCAGGCAUCACCAGCACAGCCCCACCAUGGUACAUGCCAUGGUGUGCCAAGGGAGCUACUCCCCAGGCUGGGGCCACUGGCAGCUCAGCACAACACUGGCUCUCCCCUCCCUGCAGGCAUUCAGCAGCUCUGUCACCCUGUGUUGCUCUGUGCUUUCCUCUCUACUUUCCUCAGUGGCAGGAGAACCCCAAGUUUUAACUUGCUGUGGUUUUUUGCAGUGAAUAAAUGCAACAGCUCUUAGGCACAUCUCUCCCUGACCUUGGUCGUUAGUAAUGAAAAGGGGAAAAAGGAAGAAGCAAAGUUCAGCCCUCCCUAUGUAGAGGAGUACCUUGCCUCCCACCAGUGCUUCUGGCACUGGGCCAUGGGAAGCAACAAGUUGGGCCUGUUUUACCACAGGAAAGGACAAGGGAAAGGGAAAGGGAGAAAAGCAGUCCAUCUGGGUCCCAGGAAUGCUGCUUCUGUGUCCUUGCUGCUCUUCUUGAGCCUAGGGCUGUCGGAGUCUAGAACAUCCCUCUGGCCACCCUGGAGGGUUUGGAGACCAGACAGGAGGGUCUGGGAUCUUUACAAGGGGGUCAACCAGCCUCACACAGAGCCCAGGAGGACAUUGCCUCUGAUCCCUGGCCAUGGGAGUGAAUGCCCACAUUGUAUGAAGAAUCACAAGCUGGGAGAAUUCAAAAUAAGUAGUAUUUAGUUUAUCAUAGAAUGUAAAUGUAGAAUCUAGGAUUUUUAGUAUGUGGGGUUGAAGAGACAAGAUGGAGGAAUUGGGGAGUGGCCCCUGUGCUCCUUGUUCUUGUUCUCGUCCCCCAUUUUCUGCUGAGUUGGAUCUCAAGGAUUGGUUUAGAGUAGAACUGACAUGUUAGUAAAGGUAGUAGGUAUUGGUAAAAUUUUGUAAAUAAAAAAUAUGUCUUGGACAGUGGUUGGGUCAAGGGUACCGUGCAUAAGGUGUGGGGCUUUCUGACCCACCCCAGUCCACCGCGUGUCCUGCUCUGCUGGGGAUGCCUCACAGAGCUGAGAAAGAACUAAGAUAAGGUACCCUGCCAAGGAGGCCUGGCAGAGCUGAAAAAGAACUGAGAUAAUGAAGAAUAAACAACAUU